AUGCACUUUCCCUGGGUUCUAUCCAACGUAACUAGAGUGACUGAGGACGGCGAUGUCUCAAGCGAGCCUCUUGCCUGUGGUGAGCGGUAUAUCAUCAGGACAGUGCAGGGGUACAAGGUCGGAUUUAUUGGCUUGGCUGGGACAGAUUGGCCGUCAAACUGCCAGGACUUACCCCCGUUGUACAUCAAGGAUCCCGCCAUGGUCGCUCAAGAGCUUGCGAAAUACCUGCGUCUUAAUGAGGGUUGUGACUUUGUGAUCGCUAUCUCUCACUCGCGACUCGCGGAGGAUAUCAGAAUAGCAAAUAAUGCUGCACACGGGAUUGCCAAAGUUGAUCUGAUUCUCGGGGGUCACGAUCAUGAGGUCCUGCAUCGCUUCCAUGGGGACACGGAAGAGAGCUCUGAGAUAAUCCAACAGGGCACGAGAAACGAGGACAUUGUGUCCAAUGGCGUAGUCGACCAAGUAGCCGGAGACAUUCGCAUCGUCAAAAGCGGGACAAACUGGCGAGGCUUAUCCAUUGUCCGCUUAAUCGCAAGGAGACUUCCAGAUGGAAGAGCCGCAAUAGAGACCGUCAAACUCAAGCAGUACGUCGACAUCGCACAGAGCUCAGAAUGCAGCUCACUCUCAGUCUGCCCCCGUAUACGCAAAAUGGCAGCUGAGAUCCAGCAGCGCGUCGGCAGUGAGGUUCAGAAGCCACUCGUUCACACGAUGUCACCGCUUGACGGCCGCUGCAGUGUGAUUCGCAGCUCAGAGACGAAUCUAGGCAACAUGCUCGCAGACGCCUAUCGUGCCUACUACGGCGCUGACAUUGCGCUCGUCAACAGCGGCUCAAUCAGAUGUGAUCGGAGCAUCGAGCCAUUAUCAUCACCGCUCCGUGUCAAGGAUAUCAUCGAAAUCUGCCCCUUCGAGAACCCGGUGGUUGUCAAACGAGUCAGCGGACACGCCCUCCACGAGGCCCUUGAAAACUCCGUCUCGGACCUCCACGUUGACGGACGAUUCAUGCAAUGCUCUGGGCUACACGUCGUCGCGGACUGGCAGCAACAAGAGGGCCACAGGAUCCUACAACUGUCUCUCGUGCAAUCAUCCUUCGCACCACCGAAGCAGAUCAUCCCGUCGCAGAUAUACACCGUUGUCAUGUCGUCAUUUAUCGCGGCGGGUUUUGACGGAUAUACCUGCUUUCAGAGCCUAGAGACACUUGUCGACAAGGAGACGGCUGUGACGGAUACUGGACUACUCUUGCAGAUCUUUGGGUACGAUAAGGAAGGCUUAAACGAUGGCAAUACCACUGGCAUAGAUAGAGCUCGGAGGGCUAUCGUUUGUGGGAGGCAUGGGCUGGACAGUUUGCCCAUUGUGAGCCCAACUGUUGAGGCGAGGAUUCGGUUCGUGACUUAG
Molecule: messenger RNA, 1389 nt
Organism: Aspergillus fischeri NRRL 181
Lineage: Eukaryota; Fungi; Ascomycota; Eurotiomycetes; Eurotiales; Aspergillaceae
Product: putative UDP-sugar hydrolase
Exons: 4
Coding region: 1-1389 (462 amino acids)
Biological process (GO): nucleotide catabolic process
Molecular function (GO): hydrolase activity
Source: RefSeq, a predicted model, not a curated record